Molecule: messenger RNA, 3013 nt
Organism: Cydia pomonella (codling moth)
Lineage: Eukaryota; Metazoa; Arthropoda; Insecta; Lepidoptera; Tortricidae
Product: lipase 3-like
Exons: 1
Coding region: 1431-2816 (461 amino acids)
Biological process (GO): lipid metabolic process
Source: RefSeq, a predicted model, not a curated record
UUUAAAAGUAUUAUAACAUAUCGUCAAUAGGUUAGGAUCAUAGACCACCGUAACUACUAGACGCAGCAUAUAAGAUAAUCGAGGUCACCACACUUAAGCGCCUUCAUACAAUAUUAGUGUGGAAUCGCGAUUGCUUAUUUCAGUUGUGCCCACAAUUACGAUCUGUGCCUACCCGUGUAUAUAUAAAACAUUUACAAAAAAUAAGCUUUAGAGGUGUAUAGGCGUUGUUAUAAUAUAAAAUGGUGUAUAAUACAACUCAGUUGUGCUGCUCGAAUCUUAGCAUUAAGUAUACAAGUAAAUUGCACCUAUAUCUGGUGACCUUGUGCUCUUUGCAAACUCUUCAUAAUGCGGUGUCUGUGUACUUGUGUAGUCUGUGGGUUAGGGUUAUGCCAAUCAAAUCAGCUACUAUUUAUGAAACUUCAAAAUUAUUUGUUACUAUGAAGUUGAUAAUAGAAAUCUCAUUUGUGGAGUCAUGCCUUGACUUACCAGUUUGUGUGAGAUUUAGCAAAAUUUUUAAAAUCACGAAAACAUGUAUUCCGUUAAACAAUGUCUUUUUUAUAGGUAACUAACCUGUUAAUAACAAUAACUAGACAUCUGCCACUGCUAUUGAAACCUCUCUAUGUGUAGAUAUGUAAACGUAUGAGCUUUGUUUUAAGCAUAAAAUAAAUAAACAUAUUAUAUUAAAAACAUAUCAUAAAAAAAUACAAUGUUACAUCAAAUAAAAUUAAGUACGUGCAUAUACUUGCUAUUGAAAUCCGAUUAAAAUAUUGAAUUAUAUUUUAAGUAUGCAAGUAGGUAUUUGUUAUUACUUUGAGUUUGCUUGUCUGUUUGAGUGCCUAUAGUCCUUUUUAUGUGCUGGUAAAAUAUAAUUUAUGCUUUUAGCUACCGCACCGGGCAAUUUUAGUAUGUAAAAUAAAAGCGCGGCGUUAAAGGUGAUAUGUACAUCAGUUGUUAUCUCGCACAACUUUUAUUUAAUAGAAAGUUAAACUGAUAAAUAAUAAAUAAAAAUAAAAUAAAAAUAUAUUUAUCUUAAGAAGUUGGCAUUACAAGAGAAGCAGUACAAUGAUCCCCACACGACAUAACAUUGAAAGAUCUAUGUAAAACAAAUUGAUUUGAAUAUGACAGAAAAUCAAAAUGUAGGAAUAUUUAUGACAUCAAUUUUAAGUUAGUAUAACCACAAUAACACAGGGUAUCUAAACUAAAGCCCUACUAACUUAAACAACCAUAGUGAAACAACCACGUCAGACGUGCACGUGUAGGUCCUUAAUGUCACGGCUAUUACGGCUAAUAAAACCUUCUUAUUUACUCAUUUUUCAAUGUUUUUGUGAUAAUGCAUGUAAAUUAUAUGCAAAUCAUUUCAUGUUACACCAUUGCAUACGAUCAGUGUAAUAUAGACCGCGGUGGCAUCAAGUUCGAUUUAAAACACCAUAAUGAUCUCGAAGAUACUUAUUUGGUCUGUCUUUUUUACUUUUGCUCCGACACGCGGGCAGCUACUCAAUCUAUUGUUGCCACAGACUGUGAAUCCAGCCAGGGUUUUGUCUGGAAACCGGACCCAAACAGCUGAUAAAGCCGCUGAUGUUUUCGAUGGAAAAUUUGCUACAAAUGUCCUCCACUUGCUCAGCAGUGUAACCAAGAUCGUAGCUAAAACCAUCGGCUCCGAGGAGGACGUUCUCGACCUUUUGGACAACAACAUCCUGACAUCUACGCGUAGUAAUUUCGUGAUAGACUUCGAUACCGGUCGCCGUAACGAAGACUGUCGACUCAGCUGCGUUCAACUUAUCAGAAAAUAUGGAUACUCAGUGGAGACUCACGAAACGGUCACUGAAGAUGGAUACGUCCUCACUCUGAUGAGAAUACCUAAUGACGGUCCGGUAGUAUUCCUGAUGCAUGGAGUGUUUGGAAGUGCUGACGACUUUUUGCUGUCUGGACCCGAUAGUAGUAUCGCGUAUUUCCUGGCUAGAGAAGGCUACGAUGUGUGGCUAGGUAACGCUCGCGGCUCCAAACAUUCUCGACGACACCAGUACCUAACGACCUCUUCAGCCAAAUUCUGGGAUAUUUCCUGGCACGAGAUUGGAUAUUACGACCUACCAGCGAUGAUAGAUUACACUUUGAACAAAACGGGCCAAAUAAAGUUAAGAUAUAUCGGAUUUUCGCAAGGCACCACAUGUUUCUGGGUGAUGGCUUCCGAGCGCCCCGCGUACAAUGAAAAAGUAUCUCUCAUGAUCGCAUUAGCACCUAUAGGUUACUUAUACAACAUAAAGUCGCCUUUUGCACGAGUGUUGCAUUUGAUUCCGAUUAUUAUAAACAUUUUCUCCUCGAGUGUAGGUAGUAAGCUUUACAUGCGACGAAUGUGUGGUGGUAAGGGGUCAAUGGAGUCUUUACUCUGCCAAUAUGUCGUAAUAUUUGUUGCUGGAUUCAACCUGGCGCAUUUGAACAUAACGUAUCUGCCGGCAGUCCUCAGUCAUUCGCCAACCAGUGCAUCGGUAAAGCAAUGUGUACAUUACGCGCAAGGUAUCGUAUCGGGGAAAUUUAGGAGGUUCGAUUAUGGCGUUACUGAGAAUAUGCAUCGAUAUGGGUCUCGAGAGCCGCCUGAUUACAAACUAACAAAUAUAAACGCGACUGUCGCUUUAAUUUAUAGUGAUGGUGACUGGCUAUCGGAUGAUCGCGACGUAGAGAAGCUUUUAACAAAAUUGCCAAAAGUGGUCAAAGCCUAUAAAAUUGAACGCGAAAACUUUACCCAUCUUGAUUACGUGUACGCUAAAAAUCCAAAAGAUUUGAUUCAUAAGCGAAUAAUGAAAUUGUUAUCUCGGUAUUAAUAAACUUUUAAUACAUCAGGUGCAAAUUUGAAACAAAAUAAAUAACCGAAUUAUUCACUUACUUUUUCUUUUUAAGUCCCAUUUUAUUAACCGUAUUAAUGCAGGGACUGGUCCGGUAUCCCCUUCGAGGGUUUUGGAAGGGGUAUUUCGUAUGGCUUUUCUUACCAAAGCCGUUGCUUAAAACUCAUUCAUUCGAC